GAAAAGGAAACGUCACAUCCGGUGACGGUGAGCGUAGGAAUCGCCGAGCGCCAAAGUAAAUGUACUUAUUUGUUGAUUGAUUAAACAGACAACAAAGUUUUCCGAUGUGUACGACUGGAGAAAUUAUCAUCCUCAGUGAUGAUGACGACUGUGAAGACGUAUCACCCAAUGAACUCUCGGUUUUCAUCGUGGAGGUGGAGGAUGUGAAGAAGAGUGAGUGUGCUGUACCUCCCACCGCUCUGGAUGAAGACCUGGUCAUCACCUUCUCCCGCAGCGCUGAGGUCCUUCCUCACGCACGCUACGACUGUCCCAUACAUCCCUUCACGGCUACAGAUUGUGAGGUCUCUGCUCCUGUUCCCAAUAACCACCUCAUAUGUGAUCAGUGCUUCUGCUACAUCUGCGACAAGCUGGCCUCAUCGUGUGUGUGGUGGUGUUACAGCGGUUUGUGUCACUGCAACAGCCACAAGAGGAGUGACUUUUGGAACAACCACCGAAACUGUUCGCUGCUGGGAGGACUGAAGACUUUUAACCUCGCAUUGUCUGAAGUAGACUCUCACCUCCGAAAUGCAGAGACGAUGCUGCAGAGCUUCAGACAGGAGCUCUCCACACUGUUCCUUGUCUUCUUGAAGGGAAGAGUGCUGGAGGAGUGCGGUCCGAGCCAAUCAAGCAAGAAUGGCCGCAUCUUUGAUUACACUCCUGUGUACGAGUAUGUGUUAUCCUUCCUGAACAAAGCAGAUCAACAGGACAGCCGAGCUGCUACCAUCAUGAUGCUAGGAGCCACUGAGGACUUUAUUAGACAUUUUCAAGUCUCAGGGACUUUCCUUUUACAGUCUCCCACUGCUGAUGCUGCUAAAGCCAAACUACUGUUAUUGCAGCGGGUCAUAAUGUCUAUGCAGAGACAGAUGGUGAUGGCUGAUUUCCCGACAGGGUUCAGCAUCAAACUGCAGGAUUUUUACAAGCGGCUGCCUUUCCCCACUGAGCUGAAGAGUGUGAAGAACAGUCUGAAUGUCCGUCCUUGGGAUGAUGUCCUGCUGGUGUCUGUGCUGAAGGGGCAGAACGUGUCGGGUUCCCGCAAAGACAAAGGCAAGAAGGACUUCCUAGUUGAACUGAUUUCUGUCGUUCUACUGAGAACAGAACUACUACAGCGACAGCACAGAUACAAAGAAUUGUGCCGCUACCUACGCGUUGUCGAGACGGACAAUCCCUUACUCUUCCACCAGGUGCAGGACCUCAUCCCGUUCUUCACGUGCAUGAUGGGGGACUUGCCGUCCGCUCUGAACAGUUUGCUCCCCGCAGUGAACGCCCCCGCCUCCCGCUUCACGCCACAACUAUUCCUCUUCUAUCUCUGCGUCUUUAAAAAGGCAACAGCACCAAAGCUGGUGGUCCUUCAGUCAUCAGAGCUCUCCUCCUCUGAUGCAGCGUGGGAGCCGAUUAACGAUGCUGUGCCGCUGACUCAUGUCACUCUGGUCAGGUUUGCUCUCAGGGUUCAUCGAUACUGCCCUGCUGUCUACGCUGAUCCUCAGUGUUGGACCAGUUUAAUCAAAGUCGCUAACACGCCCAAAGCUCAGCAAGGACCGAGCCCAAAGUUUCUUCUCGAAGCGAUGGUUUUUGUGCGGUCAAUCCUUGAGGACGAGUACGGGUCAAACAUACAGAUCCCACGAUUCUUUACGGAGGAGUACCCAGAUCAGGCCUUGUUGCUGUUGGUAACGGGAGCUUUGUGUUUGAGAAUCCUCGAUGCUCCUCUGAAUCCGACCUACCUGGUGCUCAACACGUUUAAGGAGAACGUGUGGGCUCUCGGCUGGCUGUGGAGCACUUUGUCCUCCAGCCCCGAACGCUUCAACUCCUUCCUGCAGGAGUUCUCCGAGGAGACGGAAAACAUGACAGGCUUAUCCUCCCAUCACUGGUUCCAUUUGCGCAUAGAUCAACCAGACUGCUGAUUCCUCGCUGAUGUUUCUGUCAAACACAAACUCCCGGUGCCUGGUCCUCGGCACAGUGGUGAGGGAGGAGCCACAGGGAAAUGUGUCUGAAGUUUUAUACAGACGCUACCAUGUACCUGACGAAGAGACUUAUAACAGAUUCUCAGUGUUAUUCAGCAUUAAUACGACUUAAGACACUUUAUGUUGACUACUUUGGAUCAGAGUUCCGUUUGCUGAAUGGUUUUCAAUUUAAUUCUGCACUACAGGAUUUUUUUUCUUUCGAGUGAUGCUUAUUUUUAUGACUUUGUGGAACUACUCAUAUAUAUUCAUUUGUUUCAAAUGCCCCAAAGAGGUCAUCAUGUUAUGUUGGAAAAUAAAUGGAAAAUAUGA
Molecule: messenger RNA, 2306 nt
Organism: Trematomus bernacchii (emerald rockcod)
Lineage: Eukaryota; Metazoa; Chordata; Actinopteri; Perciformes; Nototheniidae
Exons: 19
Coding region: 105-1937 (610 amino acids)
Source: RefSeq, a predicted model, not a curated record